Messenger RNA from Arabis nemorensis, 516 nucleotides. NCBI's taxonomy places the organism in Eukaryota, Viridiplantae, Streptophyta, Magnoliopsida, Brassicales, Brassicaceae. The record is from the annotation of a GenBank genome assembly.
AUGGCGUUUCCUAAGGUCUUCUUCGAGAUGACCAUCGGUGGCGAACCGGCGGGAAGGAUCGUGAUGGAGUUGUACACCGACAAGACUCCGAAGACGGCGGAUAAUUUCAGAGCUCUCUGUACCGGUGAGAAAGGAGUCGGACGUAGCGGCAAGCCUCUUCACUUCAAGGGAUCUUCGUUUCACCGUGUGAUUCCCAAUUUCAUGUGCCAGGGAGGAGAUUUCACCAAAGGAAACGGUACAGGAGGUGAGUCGAUCUACGGUGAUAAAUUCGAGGACGAGAAUUUCGAGAGGAAGCAUACCGGUCCUGGGAUCUUGUCGAUGGCUAACGCUGGUGCUAACACGAACGGAUCUCAGUUCUUCAUCUGCACUGUGAAAACCGAUUGGCUUGAUGGUAAGCAUGUGGUGUUUGGCCAGGUCGUUGAAGGUUUGGAUGUUGUGAAGGCGAUCGAGAAGGUUGGAUCGUCGUCUGGUAAGCCAUCGAAGCCGGUGGUUAUCGCGGAUUGUGGUCAGCUCUAA